UCUCCGCCAAGGUGAAGAACAUGGGUACCUGGUCGAAAACAAACCCCUUAAAUGCCAAUGCGCCUUAUUUCAGGGUAACUCUGCUUGCAAAUACGCGCCCUCUUUCGCAAGGCGCUUAGCUUCAGCGCGAGGCAGAGCAGCGCUAACAUCCGUUAACAGUAAUUUAGCACCACGUGAAUAUCUCAUAGCAUUGACAGGCAGACAAUCUAUGCAGAGAGCUAAUGUAUGGCCAGUCAUAGAAUAGUUUUAUUUUCGACCUGGGCUGGAUGGACUUGCGGAAGCUCCACUGAUUGACGAAUCGCUAUCGGCACCCAGGGGGCUCGGCUAAAAACGCUUCAACUUAUUUUGCCAUAGAGAAUAGUGGACAUACGGGGUGCUCUGUUCUUCACCCACCUGCCCACGUUGUGCCUUCCAAAUACAUGCCUCUGCGGGAACAGAUACUAAUUAACAUUGCCGAACGUGUUGAAAAUUAAACAGAGAACAUAAUAUCUUUUUUUUUCUAUCACCGCGUGUAUUUUGUUUCGCUAAUUUUGUUAGGAGCACUGGAAAAGUUUGGAAUAUGGAUGUUAAAGAGUCCUGCCGCUUGAAACAGAAAUAUCGUCAUUGUUUAAAUUGGAUUAUCCCGGUGGUUAUAACGUUUGUUGCUCCAAUAUCAUGCCAGAUGAAUGGAGAUCUUCGUCUCCGUAAUGGUUCGUCUCUGCACGAGGGAAUCGUGGAGGAGUUCAGCUUGGAGUAUACAGAAUGGAUUAACUUCUGCCUUGACGGGUUCGACGGACACGAAGCCCGGGUCGUGUGUCGGAAUCUCGGAUUCCCGGAUGCCGCUUUCGCACUCAACACCGAUUCGGUGUUCGGAUCGGAUACCAGUUCGUACUACGCAGUAUCUCUAGAUUGCGAAGGAACUGAGUCCAGGCUGGUGGAUUGUAGCUAUCAAGAUUUAUCUGAUUGCGCAGUAGGAUUCGGAGCUGCCGUCGUCUGCCAAAAACCUGACUAUCUUGGGUGCUUCAACAAACCAAACUCCACCAUCCUCCAUACCAAUGCCUUCUCCUCCAGCAGCAUGACCGUCGAUGCGUGCCUCCGAAACUGCCGUGACGGCGGCUACCAGUUCGCUUGGACGUUCGAUUCCAUGCACUGCGGCUGUGGUAACCAUAACGAUGUGCGCACGCUCUCGCCCACUGACGCAAUGUGCUCUUGCCCGUGUGGGGGCGCUAGAUAUCAAACGUGUGGAGGGCCUACUUGUUCCCAGGGAACUGACGAUAUGAUUUCUGUUUACAACACGAAUAAGGGAUUUUGCCUCGAUCCUGGACGCCCUGUAAAUGGACGCAGAACGGGAAACUGGUUCCGGUACGGGUCUAAGGUCAAGUACGAUUGUAAAGAAGGUCAUCGCCUUCGAGGUCACGACACGUUACAGUGCGUGCAGGGCGCCAAGGGUGGUCAGGUCACGUGGUCACAAUCUACACCCGUCUGCAAAGCGAUGAAAACAAAAAACGUCGCAGUUGAAGAAACGACCGUCUCGACAGUCGACACCAAUUCGUCUUCAACGAUCGACACAACAAGAGUAACAGCGCCACCAACGAGGGAUAUAGUCAACCUCAAUGCUCUUUCAGGAGAUAUAGUGGGUGUCAUCGCUGCCAUCCCUGCGACCGUUCUCCUCAUCAGCUCCGUUAUCGUCGUCGCCGUCGUAAGAAAACAAAGGAAACGCGCCACUAACCCUGAGGUAGAAGCAAUCCGCUGUGACCUGCAACUGAAGGAAAGCCCGCCCCCACCUGACAGCCCUCCAUGUCCCAAACCCCGCAGACUCCUUCCCGGUUCUGGCUCCUUCACCCUCCCGAUCCGGAAACAUUCCAGCAACUCCAGCGACUACUACGCUUCCAUUGAUCUCUACACCAGCGACGCAGACUACGAGAACAUUGCUCGUAAGAAGAUCAACGUCCAAUCUGGCAAAGAGGUCUUUACCCCCCUGUACGGUUCACGACUCGUCCAGAACGUGAAGAGUGGCAUUGCAAGGACCAUUCAGGGGCCAAUACAAGCUGCGAAUUUGUUGCACUAUCAUUCGCAGCAUCGGAUUGGACAGUCCUUGAGACAAGACAGCUACGAAGAUACGACCAUAAUGGUGGAUAAUGAUCUAUAUGCUUCAAGGGACGAGUUCCCCUCGGAUUCCUCGGACCAGCCUGAGCCUCCAGUCAGGACAAAACACUUGGUGAAUGUAGCAGCAGCAGAGAGGAUAGUCGAAGGCGCCGAGGAGAGUGAUUACACGGAAGCACAGUUCUUACCCGAGGAAGCGGCUCAAGGUUGAUGUAUUGAGGCUAAUCCUUGGCAGUUCCUAUGAUGCCUUUGAGUUGGAUGACAUCCCUAUGCGUGCGUGGCGCAUGUAGGCCACACCUGUGUCAGUUUUACUGCCUCAUAUCGGGUCUGAACGAUUUUACUGUACACCGCAUCUAUAAGGCCUUGUCAUAAUAGCUACCCACACUCAGUAUGAAGCUCGGUUAUGCUAUACUCAAGAUAGAGGUUUUUGUUUAGGUUCGACUUGAGUAAUGUGGUUGCAUGGAAGAAUGUGAUGAAAAUAUAGAAACAAGUCUGGUCUGGAGGGUAACAGUUCCUCUAUCAUUACCUCUGAGGUUAUUCUGUGGGGGCAAUGCUUAAAUUAUGAUGCUCGAGUAACAUCUCAAAGAUGUAUCCCUUUCGAGGUCAACUAAGUAUCAAUACAGAUACUGUGGUUAUUUAAGGAUCCUGCUAAUAGUAAACAUAUGCAAUAAAUAUAGCCACAGUAUUAUCAUUAUGACAAAUAGGUAUCAACAACAGGUUGAUUAUGGGAGAUCUUGUCUUGUGUACAUACUGGCACACAAUGGACGAUGAUGGCACUAUAUUCACUGUGCGUUAUUGGCUUUUUUCCGAGUAUUUGCCUGUACUUGGUUUUCCGACGUCGGACAAACCAACAUUAUCAACAGCGAGAACAAUAACAACAGGAAGAGACAUGUCCGAUAACACAAUACUGACACAUACUGAGAGCACAAAACUAGAGAGACAUUCUAAUUAUGACGUCAUAUCAAAGGACGCGAGAUUUUUCACGACAAUCGAGUGAUAUCGAUAUUGUUUUACAGAAAACAUGUGGUGAACGCAAUCAACGCUGUAUCUCAACAAGUCAUGAUGAUAACCUGUAUAUAACUGUUGUAUUGUAAAGUAUAAAUUGUCUUUCCACAUUUUAAACAUUGCGAUCACACCGUUUACCUCUUAUUUCGAGAUAGUUUUUGUUUUGUUUAAGGGACAAGCCUUCCUCUCCUCCUGAGUGUGCUAAUAUCAAUAAAUCAUAAUUUACUUCCAUUACUUUUCUUACAGUUUUUUUUAUAGCUUUUAUGCUAUUGCAAUCCCUUUGAAACCUGCUAAAUAGCGACCAAUAUAGGUAGAAAGACCACAUUCUCCCAAUACAUUCUUAAAAAUGUACAUGAAAGAAAUUCGAACGCAAUAACAAUCUGUCAUAAAUACCACGAAGUUACCGCUGAAUUUGCGCUCCGAAUAUCGGUGAACUGAAAUAAAUAAAAAUCCAACCUUUAAUAGACAACGAAUCUAAAAGAAAGCAAAAAGGCAGAGACUAGAGACUCAAGUAGACUGGUAAAAGUUUGAACGAAUCGAACAAAAAUAAGAAAGUUAUGAGUUUUAAAAAGUUGUAAUUACUACACGUACAGAUUGGUGUAUGGGCACUUCAAAUUGACUUAACUGGUGAUGCCAAUGUGACGUACAGUGCCGGACUACUUUUCCCAUUUGUUUCAAAGAACAAUAUGUCUAACAUUUCAACUAUUAUUCAAAUGCUUCCUCAUAGAGGAACUAUAGUUAUGCUAUCCAUAAUAUAUAUUGUGUAUAACCUCCAGGGAGAAGACACGUUAAAUGCCACUGACCGAAUUGCCAGUUUGAGAUUCGCAUAGAUUUUGAUGAUCUCAUAAUUUCGUAUAUUCAUAUCAUUGGUCCGAUUUAUUUCGAAAUUUCGCCAGUCUGUAUCUUUUAUCUUUCUGAUGUUAUACAUCUACAAACGAACUCUUUACAGAGGUUGCCCAUCAAGACAGAUGCAGCAGUUGUCACCUUUUGGAUUUUGAGGCUGCAACUCAGAGGAAGACAUUUAUCUUGUAUUCAAUUUCCAUCUUUUGUUGUUAUCUGUGUGAUUUGGUUCGUAUUAUUUUUAAUCCAUUUUUUUUGAUUGGCUGUAUAGCGUUUUAAAGGUUAGUAGAAAAAUGAUGAUCAGAUGAAGGAGAGUAAGAAGAAGAAGCAUUGGAAGAAGAAGAGGAAACAAGGAGGAAGAAGAUUUUAGUUGCUUAUACAUUGUUAUAAUUCCUACUUGAAACUCGUUGUGUUCUGUGAUUAAUCGUCUUUGUAGUAUUUAUUCCAAUCCACUUAAUGUACAAGGGAAAGUUAAUAUUGACCCUUGAUAUUAAGGCAUUAGUAAUCAAGUAUGUGGUGUGAGUGUAGUUUAUUAUAAUAAAUGAAGUGUUCAACAUAUAUACGAAACCAAAA
This is a messenger RNA of Strongylocentrotus purpuratus (purple sea urchin), 4500 nucleotides long. RefSeq lists its product as uncharacterized. The transcript has 8 exons. Gene Ontology annotation, cellular component: membrane. NCBI's taxonomy places the organism in Eukaryota, Metazoa, Echinodermata, Echinoidea, Camarodonta, Strongylocentrotidae. Bases 560 to 2293 code for a protein of 577 amino acids. The record is from RefSeq and is a predicted model, not a curated record.